AUGGGUCGCAGACCCAACCAAUUGAUCCUCGAAUACUUUGAACGCGGCCCCAAGCUCGAAGAUGCCAGCAAUCGCUACCAGCACACGUGCAAGUCGUGCGGCGAAAAGGUGUGUGUGACCCCGCAUCGCGAAAAGUAUUACGGUGAAAGUGAGGAUGCAAGUGAAGAGCGAAGACGACUGACAUGGAAGCAGUUCCCCAAGGGCCGCAUCGAUAGCCUCACGAACCACCUCGUGAAGAAAUGUCCGGCCCUGCCCCUCCGCGACCGCCAGCGUGCGCUGCUGCAAUUCCAUGAGCUGCCCCUCCCCGACAAUAUGGCGCAAACGAGCACCGCAAACGCUCCGGCUCACGUGCAAGGCGGCCCCAAGAUGAAUCUGCCGUUUGCGCCCUCAAAGCAGCUCUCGGCGCUCGAGACACUCGCUGAGGUCUCGAGGCAGCAUCUCGAUCUUUCUGGACAGCGCAUGCCGGACAAGCAGCCAGCCCAGAACAAUAACAAUAACCAUAUCAACCAUGCAGGGCUACUGGACGAGUUCCUGAUAGACGACCGCUCCGACGCUGCUGACCUGGGAUCCAUGUCGCAAGCUAUGGAUAUGUCAAAUGCACCUACCAUGUCGACCAUGUACCAGUUCAAUGGUCCGCUGCACCACUCGCCCACGACGUCACCCCACAUGGGCCACAUGCCGCUCUCGAGCUCGGGGUCCAUGAACCAGAUGGUUCCCUCUCUGGUCAUGGCAGCGUCGGCAGCAAACGAUCUCAUGCCCCUGGCCAACGGUAUGCACAUGGAGUCGGAGCUCGGUCUGACAGGCAAUGGCAUGAAUGGUUUGUCUGAUAAGUUCUUCCAGAGCCAAAGUCGAGGGCAAUGGCCAAAUCUGCAGCCGAGCUCACUAGACCCGCUCUUACAAGACCACACCAAGGAUGACCAGCUCAAUAAGACAAUGGCCCAUCCCCGUCCAAUUGCAAUGAAUCCGAAUCCGCAGACACACUUUACCACAGACUUUAGUGUCAACCAGAAGGUGACAAAGCCCAAGGUGCGCGGUCGCUUUUCCGAUACGAGGCGCAAGGAAGUGCAAGAGGUACGAAAGCGAGGUGCAUGCAUUCGUUGUCGCAUGCUCAAGAAGCCUUGCUCAGAAGGGAACCCAUGCAACACGUGCCAAAACGUCGAAAGUGCACGCCUUUGGAAACAGCCAUGCAUCCGAACACGGAUCGCAGAGGAGUUCGGUCUCUACACUGCUGGCUUGCAUACCACAUUGGCUCAUCAUGCCGUCUAUCAAGCACGAGGGCUGAUACGGUUGAACCAAACACCUGGCCGCAUCGAGGCUACCCACCAUCCUGGGUCUGGACACUACGCCACCUUCACUCCUUUGAAGUGCCAGCAGUCCUCAUCAGCUCAGAACACGGAGAUCGACCCUGCCAUAUUUGCGGCCAUGAAUUCACCCGAUCUCGAGCUCAUCGACACCGAUGAUGACAUUAGCGAUGGGUUCCGACCCUUCUUUGAUAUCGAGGACUCGGCUUUCAUGAAGACUACCAUACAGACGGCUUUGAGCUUGACAUCGAACCAAGAUCUGUUACUGCCCAAAGUACUGGAGCUCUGGAACUUCACUCGUAUACUCACAUCACGGACCCUUGAGUGGCAGUUUUUCUCCAACCCAUCUCUUGCACCAAUGGCAACCUCGCCAACAAUGUCUGAGACAGACAUUGAAGAUCCUGCACGCACUUCCAUUACAGCACUUAAUCAUCCGUCCUCGUACAACAUCAUCAAGAUGCAACUCAUGGGUGCCACGGAAAAGCGCGCCGCCUGUUUGGCUCGAGUCGUCAUGAAUGACCUUGAGCGCCGUUUGCUUCAGCGCCAACAAGCGAACCCGUUUGAAACUUUUCUGGUCGCUGUCAUCCUACUCGCCUGCGUUGAACGCAUGUGCUGGCUGUUCCAGACCUGGCAGACGCAACCGUCUAGCACAGACACCACUAGUGAGAAUGCACAGCAAGAAACAUCUACUGAGGAUGACCUUGCUACAGCCUUGCAAGCUGGGCCAACUGUCCCUCACGACACCCCCCAAGCCCCAGCCCGUCACCCAAGGUGGCCUCUGGACAAGACUCCGGCCGUCUACUCACAGCAAGGAGAGCGGUUCAGCGAUAUUCUAAACAUGCUUUUGAAGAUGCGUGGAGUUCCACCCAAGCCAACCCCGCGCAACACGGACGGCAUGUUGGUAGUGUGGGCGGACGACGCCGAUGAAAAGGUCAAGGACUGGUACGAUGGUAUCGCAGUGACGAUUCAGGUGCUAGACGAAAAGGCCAAUGCCCGCUUUGUUGGCGAGGAUCCGCGCGAGUGGGAGUUGAAGUAUGUUGGCAAAAUUAUCCGGGGUGACUGA
Molecule: messenger RNA, 2364 nt
Organism: Parastagonospora nodorum SN15
Lineage: Eukaryota; Fungi; Ascomycota; Dothideomycetes; Pleosporales; Phaeosphaeriaceae
Exons: 2
Coding region: 1-2364 (787 amino acids)
Biological process (GO): regulation of DNA-templated transcription
Molecular function (GO): DNA-binding transcription factor activity, RNA polymerase II-specific; zinc ion binding
Source: RefSeq, a predicted model, not a curated record